Molecule: messenger RNA, 1202 nt
Organism: Oreochromis niloticus (Nile tilapia)
Lineage: Eukaryota; Metazoa; Chordata; Actinopteri; Cichliformes; Cichlidae
Product: macrophage mannose receptor 1-like
Exons: 4
Coding region: 1-882 (293 amino acids)
Source: RefSeq, a predicted model, not a curated record
AUGAUCGGACGUGGAGUGAUCCUCCUGCUGCUCUCAGGUUGUGUGGUGGUCUAUGCUCUUCAGUCUGAGCAGUUCCACUACGUCGGUCAGUCACUGUCCUGGUAUGAAGCUUUCCAAUACUGCAGACACACGUACACCGACCUCGCCAACAUCCAGGGAGCGGCCAAUAACUCGGAAGCGCAGCAGGCAGCAUCGGGUGGAAGUGUUUGGAUCGGACUCUUCAGGAACAUGUGGAAAUGGUCUCAAACAGGCCUGGUUCAGUCAUCCUGGUUCCAGAAGUGGGCCACGAAUGAGCCAGGGACGGGACAGUGUGUGGUAAUAUCCCAGUCUGGGUUCUGGUCUACCAGAGAUUGUUCAGAUCAGAAUCACUUCAUCUGUUACAGUGGCGCAACGAACGAUCAGAUCCUGGUUCAGAAAUCAAUGAAUUGGUCUGCUGCUCAGUCUUACUGCAGGGAGAAAUACACAGACCUGAUCAGCAUCAACACAGUGCAGGACAACACCAAGAUCACCGGUCUGAUGCUGUUAAACAUUCUAAACACCCAAACUGCUUGGAUUGGUUUGUACAAAACAUCGUGGGAGUGGUCAGAUGGAAGCAAUGCCACGUACACAAACUGGAAAUCUGGGGAGCCUAAAGAUGGUAAGGACUGUGCCCUAAUGGAGACGUCAUCAGCUUCCUGGUCCGGUGAAGACUGUGAUAAGAAUCAUGACUUCCUCUGUUACCAAGAUGUCAAACCUGCAGAGAGCAACAUGACGUACAACAUGAAGUACAACGUGAAGUACAACGUGAAGGUUCAGCUGAGGGGGGGAUCUGCAGACCUGAACGAUCCGACAGUGCAAGAAUCCAUCCUGCAGCAGGUCAGAGGACACACCGUGACUCAGUGAGCACACAGUUAUAAUAACUGUAAUAAUAAAAUGCAGGUACAGGAAGUCGCAUUCCUGCAGCUACAGAAUCAAAUUUUAAAAUAAAAUAUCAAAUGACUGGAAUUCCACAGAGCACACUAAGAACAGCCCGUGGAUUCAAACCCACGAUCUUAUACUGUGAGGUAACACUGCAAGCACUGCAACACCAUGCUGCCUGCUUUAGUUUAGGGCAAACCUAAAAGUAUCUCACAAUACAGCCUGACCCAAACCUCCCAGAGAAUUGUGUCUUUAACAGAUCUGAAAAUGGGGAGUUUUUUCUGUUGGAAAAAUAUUUUAAUCAC